Molecule: messenger RNA, 868 nt
Organism: Drosophila bipectinata
Lineage: Eukaryota; Metazoa; Arthropoda; Insecta; Diptera; Drosophilidae
Source: RefSeq, a predicted model, not a curated record
UUAGACAAAUUUCAAGUUCAAUAUAACCAACUAGGAUGCAAAAUUCACAAGUGAUCGGUAAGGUGAAUGAAGGACUACGUCGCUGUUGGAGUCAUCAUCGUCGACUGUGCGAUGAUAUUGCCGAGCUGGACAGAUUGUUUGGUCAGGACGAGUUCCUAUUGAAUCCCCGCCGGCUAUGGCAGCUGAUCCAGCAGCAACAGCAUCGCCAGGACGAGUUCCUUGAGCCAGAAAUAAUGGAUGUGGAGAGUCGGAUGGGGUUAUUGAAUUCUAGGAAGUGCUUAAUAAGUCAAACGUUAAUACCAAUUAAAAUUGAAAAGGUAUAUAAAAAUAGUCCUACGUUUAAAACCCCCAAAAUAAUUCGACCCUUGCGGAAGUUACUGCAACCGGAAAACUCAUCAAGAACCAAUUCAAAAGAUAGCACCAAUCCCCGUCCAGCACCCACACCAUUACCUUCGCCGGAACGACGUCCCAGGAUGAACUUUGGUCGUCCUCUACGAAAGUUGAUGGCUCGUAACGGCGGCCAGAAUCUACAAAAAAAUUAAAUCAGUGUGAAAUCAUAAGAGAUGCCAAACGGUAGAUGUCUUUUGGCCGAAUCCUUAAGAGAUCCUUGGAAGAGAAGUAAGAAGAGCCAGUGUUUUCUUAAGGAUUACCCCCAAAAGCCUACCCCAUCUCCUUAGCAAGUUUUGUUUCGGUUUUGGUUUCGGUAUUUCGGUAUUUCGUGCUGAUCUCGUUAUUGUUAUGAAUAAGUUAAUAACAUGGCGGAAGGCUUCUUUUGUCGUGGCCCAAAACAACUAACCAACCAACCAACCAACAACAACAACAAACACACAACAAGAGGCAACAGCGCUUAUUAAAUGAUUGAAGCUUU